UAUGCCGUGAAUAUUGCAGUCGUGUGUCCCCGUUAAUAUAUGGCUUGUCAGAGACAAGAUAAAGCUAGAUAUAUCAAUCGGGAUCUAUUCUAUCGCUCAAGCCGACGUUGAAAAAUACAGCUGGUAAGAAACAUCCAUGCAUAUAUUAUGGGACUAAGAAAGUUCUAUAAGGGAGGUUCAGACCCGAAAAGUUCUUCCAGAGAACAGGCCUCGAGAAUGCACUUUCAAAGAUAUUGGAUGCCGCGGGGGAUAGAAGCUUCCACUGUUAAUGCUACGACUACAGCUGAUAGCUUGCCCCCUUAUACGUUGGAUGGAAACCCGGGGCAAGAUUACCAUCAUAUUAUCUCCACCACUUCUCCAAAGGAUACUUCCCAUCCUUUUGCAUUAAAAUAUCCGUUUUCUAACCCAUCCCAUCCCAUCCUUGAAACCUACACGAGUGUAGAAAAUCUCCCGCAAUCUGACCUGGAAGAAGACAUAGAGCGCAUCAAACAGGAAACGAGAGCCACGCGACGAGAAACGCUUCACUCCACCCGUAACAUGAUCCAACUAAGCACCGACGCCAUGCUUUCAGCCGAUAAAUCGCUUGAUGUGAUGCGGCAACAGGGUGAGCAGAUGGGUGAUAUGGAAGGAUGCUUCAGUCGGUUAAAUGCGAAUACUUUCGCCUCGAAGGGUCAUAUCAAGCAGAUGGAGCGAUACACCGGUGGCAUGGUUGCACCUUUUGUACCCAACCCGUUCACUUCGUCCCGGAGAAGAAAACAGGAGGCCAAGCUGAUUCAACAGCACGAAGAAGGAACAAAACAGAGACGUGAGAAAUACAAAGAUCCGGGAUCGCCCUCUCGUGUAAAAAUGGAGUUAAUCAAUCAAGGUAAGGGCAAGGGGUACUUUGAAGAUAUAAUACCAUUACCGUUCGGCAGGUAUAUUGAAAUAGAGGACAUUCCUGUGGAAAGGGAGAUUAAUAGGAAUUUGGGGACGAUCGGGGAGCUUGUGGGGAAUUUAAAAACCAGAGCUACGACAAUCUCGAGAACUAUUGACCGUCAAAAUGUUCUCUUGCGGGUUAUUGAAGAUGAUACGGAGGCUGUUUCUAACUGUAUAGAGGUAAACAACCAGGCGUUAGACCGGCUUUCUAGAUAAUAUAGAAACGAAGUACGUAUGAAAGGCGCAGUGAUUGGACCAAUCUCUUGAUUCUCG
Molecule: messenger RNA, 1188 nt
Organism: Babjeviella inositovora NRRL Y-12698
Lineage: Eukaryota; Fungi; Ascomycota; Pichiomycetes; Serinales
Exons: 1
Coding region: 148-1131 (327 amino acids)
Biological process (GO): exocytosis; vesicle fusion
Cellular component (GO): SNARE complex; plasma membrane
Molecular function (GO): syntaxin binding; SNAP receptor activity
Source: RefSeq, a predicted model, not a curated record